GUACUGUGUGUGUGUGUGUGUGUACUGUGUGUGUGCGUGUGUGUGUGUGUACUCAGAGAGCCAGUUGAUAACUUCUCUUGAGUUGGAGAGGAUCAUGAAGAACAGAGCUGAGAGGAGGAGAUUGGUGCGCAGUGCAGGUGUGUGGCCCCAGAAGCCGCACUGUCAGUGGCCAGUGAACAGGAGUGUAGACAGAGGCCUCGCUCCCUCUGGCACGCUCCAGCACGCCCCCUGGGGCUACGUGGAAAUAAAGCCAGAGGUUCAGACAGUUGUGGAGCCUGUGUCACCGUUGGAUCUGCGCACGGACGUGAGGAUGCUGGGGCCGGGGACAGACCCGAGCGUGUGGGAGAAGCAGCUACAGCAGGAGCUGCUGCUGAUCCAGAAACAGCAGCAGAUCCAGAAGCAGCUGCUGAUCACUGAGUUCCAGAAGCAGCACGAGAACCUGACCCGACAGCACCAGGCGCAGCUGCAGGAGCACCUCAAGCUUCAGCAGGAGCUCCUGGUCAUGAAGCAGAAGCAGGACCUCCUGGAGAAAGAGCGCAAGCUGGAGCAGCAGAACCAGGAGCAGGAGCUGGAGAGGCACCGCAGGGAGCAGCACCUCCUCAUCCUGAGGAGCAAGGAGCGCGCCCGAGAGAGUGCGGUGGCCAGCACAGAGGUCAAGCAGAAACUACAGGAGUUUCUGUUGAGUAAAUCUACCAAGGACCCUGGCCCCAACGGAGUCAGCCACCCCCUGGGCCACCACCCCAAACUCUGGUACACUGCUGCCCACCACACCUCGCUUGAUCAGAGUUCACCCCCCCUGGGCGGGACUUCCCCCACCUACAAGUACACCCUCCCCUCAUCUGUGGACAACAGGAAUGACUUCCCACUGCGGAAGACAGCCUCCGAGCCCAACCUGAAAGUGCGGUCACGGUUGAAACAGAAGGUGGCAGAGAGAAGGAGCAGCCCGUUGAUGAGGAGGAAAGAUGGCAGUGUCAUCACACCCUUCAAAAAGAGGACCCUGGAGUUCAUAGACUCUACAGUAAGCAGCAGUGCUCCAGGAUCAGGUCCCAGUUCCCCUAACGGGGCGUCCAGUGCCCUGGGAGCUGAAAACGGACCCUCCUCCCUGCCCACCACCACUCAGACCGAGCGCUGGCCCACACAUCAGAGAGUACUGAAGCCUGAGGAAUCGAUGACCUUGCUGAGUCUCUACACAUCUCCUUCCUUGCCCAAUAUCACCUUGGGCCUGCCGGCUGUAUCCUCCCCCAUAAACGCUGCUCUGGCCCUGAAGGAGAAGCAGGGAGAUGGUGGCAGCGUGGCGGCUGCUCGACCGGCUCUGCCCGCUCACUUCCUCGGCACCGUGCCCCUUCAGCCCGGCCUGGCCCCCGUCGCCCUGGAGACCAAGGUCAACAGCAGCCACCAGGCUCUCCUGCAGCACCUCCUCUUGAAGGAGCAGAUGAGGCAGCAGAAGAUUCUCUCCUCUGGCCCAGGAAGCACCCCUGUCCUUCCACAGUCCCCCCUGGCCAUGAAAGAGCGACCGGCCUCCAGCGUGAGGCACAAACUCCCCCGACACCGGCCCCUGAACCGGACCCAGUCAGCACCGCUGCCCCAGAGCACGCUGGCCCAGCUGGUCAUCCAGCAGCAACACCAGCACUUCCUGGAGAAACAGAAACAGUACCAGCAGCAGGUCCACAUCAACAAGUUGCUGUCAAAGUCCAUCGAACAGCUCCGCCAGCCCAAUGCCCACCCGCAGGAGUCUGAGGAAGAGGACACUAAGGAGCAGCCUAUGCAGGAGGACAGGGUGCCCCCUAGUGGAGUCACGGAACGGCAGCCAAAGCCACAGCAGCAGCAGCAGCAGCAGCAUCAGCAGCAGCUGCAGUUCGGAUGGAGAGCUCCCGGGCUCUCACCCGGGGGUCAUCAAGGUCAAAGACGAGCCCCCCGACAGCGAGGACGAGGGCCUGGCCAAUCAGAGCACAGCAGCCACGCAGAGCGCCUACCUGCACCAGGUAAAGGGGAAAGAUUUCGCCCAGAGGCUGGUGAUCAGGGCCAUCAUAUGAAGCGUAGUAGAGCGAGAGAUCACACACUCAGACACUGCAGCAGACAGACAGGGAACACUCUCCUCCUGGGCCUGAGCCCCGGCCCAGAGCCCGGUCUGGAGCUGGCCCGGCUCCGCGGUGCAGUCGCAGGGAGCGGCUGGGCAGGAAAUGCCUUGUGGAAGCGCGGAGCGGGAAUGAUUCAUCGAUCCGCGCGGGUCCCCCCGGCCCCCGGAACACGACGCCGUCGGCCCUCUGCGCUGUUCGCUGUGGAUGGGAGGGGGGACUUGAGCAUCCUUACGUACCAAAGCUCGUGUUUGAUUUCGGGGGCGAGACCCGCUUUCCUCCUGGCCUCUCGACACCGCUGCACUGCCAUAAACCAAAUCCAGUCCUCCCCGGCUAGUGGGACGGGACGUAUUCACGAGAGCUGUUUGAACACGCCGCCUAUGCCCCUCCACCUCCACCUGGGCCUGGCCGGGGCCCAGUGGCGUGGUGGCCGCGGCAGCCGCUCCCUGACUCUGCGUCAUCAGGACCCAGUGAGCGGCUUCCCCGGGACUCCCAGGCCAGGACGCCUCAUCCUCGACCCAGGGCACAUCCAGCAGCUCCGCUGGUACCAGGCCCAGCUGGUGACUGUGAUGGCCGCCCGAGCUGACACCAAACCUGGGCCGUCUGCGCUGGACUCGCCCCCGCGGCCACCACAGGCCUUACUCAGCCAGGCCGGCACGCCUGCCCACUCCACCGGCCUGGUGUAUGAUGUGGGAAUGCUGAAGCACCAGUGUGUCUGUGAUAACUACGCUAACCACCUGGAGCAUGCAGGUCGUGUCCAGAGUGUCUGGGCCCGCCUGCAGGACAGCGGCCUGGUGGACUGCUGUGAGCGCAUCGUUGGUCGUAAAGCUAGUCUGGAGGAAGUCAGAUUGGUCCAUUCUGAACGCCACUCUCUCCUGUAUGGAACAAACCCACUGAACAGACAGAAACUGGACCCAAAGAAGCUGCUGGGCUCCACUCCUCAGGACAACUUCACUGUAUUGCCUUGCGGGGGAUAUGGGGUGGACAGUGACACAGUUUGGAAUGAGCUGCACUCAUCCACGUCGGCACGCACGGCUGUGGGCUGUGUCAUGGAGCUGGCGUCCAGAGUGGCCUCAGGAGAGCUGGAGAAUGGCUUUGCUGUGGUGAGACCUCCCGGCCACCAUGCAGAGGAAUCCACAGCCAUGGGGUUCUGCUUCUUUAACUCCAUUGCAAUCACUGCAAAAUACCUGAGACAGAAGUUGAAUGUCCCCCGGAUCUUAAUUGUGGACUGGGAUGUUCACCAUGGCAACGGCACACAGCAGGCCUUCUAUGCUGACCCUGCCGUCCUCUACGUCUCCCUGCAUCGCUUUGAUGGAGGGAACUUCUUCCCUGGGAGCGGAGCCCCUGAUGAGCGUGGCAGCGGCCUUGGCGAAGGCUAUAAUGUAAAUAUUGCUUGGACAGGUGGCCUGGAUCCACCCAUGGGAGACGUGGAGUACCUCGCAGCUUUCAGGACGAUAAUCAUCCCGCUCGCCCACGAGUUUGAUCCCGAUGUGGUGCUGGUAUCAGCCGGGUUUGAUGCCAUGGAGGGUCAUGAACCACCGCUGGGCGGAUACAAAGUCACGGCCAAAUGCUUCAGUCAUCUGACCCGGCAGCUGAUGCAAGUGUCCCGGGGCCGCCUGGUCCUGGCGCUGGAAGGGGGACACGACCUGGGCGCCAUCUGCGAUGCGUCAGAGGCCUGCGUCAACGCACUGCUGGGAAAUGAGCUGGAGCCCCUCUCUGAGGAUGUUCUCCACGCAAAGCCGAAUGCAAAUGCCGUGAGCACCAUCACAAAGAGCAUCCAUGUUCACAGCAAGCAUUGGAAAUGCCUGAAAAGAUAUUCCCCUACUGUUGACCUAUCACUCUCUGAAGCCUUGAGUCAGGAAAAGGACGAGACAGAAGCUGUCAGAGCAAUGUCACUGCUCUCCGUCGAUGUGAACCUUUCAUCAAAACCACAGGAAAUCAGGCCGGCCCCUGAGCCAAUGGACGAAGAGCCAGUUCUGUGAAGUGCCAAGUCUUCCCAGCCAUUUCCUGUCUGUGACAUCAUUGUGUAUCCCCAGAAGGCACCCUGAUCCGUGUCUUGUCUACUGCCUGGGUGGCGCACA
Conger conger (European conger) is the source of this 4156-nucleotide messenger RNA. Its product is annotated as histone deacetylase 9-like. Gene Ontology annotation, cellular component: histone deacetylase complex. The record is from RefSeq and is a predicted model, not a curated record. Gene Ontology annotation, biological process: chromatin organization; negative regulation of transcription by RNA polymerase II. NCBI's taxonomy places the organism in Eukaryota, Metazoa, Chordata, Actinopteri, Anguilliformes, Congridae. Gene Ontology annotation, molecular function: histone deacetylase activity.